Molecule: messenger RNA, 2175 nt
Organism: Lodderomyces jiufengensis
Lineage: Eukaryota; Fungi; Ascomycota; Pichiomycetes; Serinales; Debaryomycetaceae
Gene: NUP82
Product: linker nucleoporin
Exons: 1
Coding region: 1-2175 (724 amino acids)
Biological process (GO): protein import into nucleus; ribosomal small subunit export from nucleus; ribosomal large subunit export from nucleus
Cellular component (GO): nuclear pore
Molecular function (GO): protein binding; structural constituent of nuclear pore
Source: RefSeq, a predicted model, not a curated record
AUGUCAGAACUGUUGAUCUCGUCAAUUUCAAAACAAUCAAUUUUUCAACAUCAUACAUCAAUUGAAUCAUCAACUUUUAUUACCAAAAAUAAACUUAUAUCUAAAAAUAAUUUAAUACUAAGAUAUGAUUCAGAAAUUUAUUUUGCAAUUGAUAAUAUGAUAAGAUGUUGUAAAAUUAAUCCGAUAACUACAAAUUAUAAAUUAAUUAGAACUUUACAACCACAAUUUGAAAUUUUUUCUUUAGAAUUAAAUGAUUCAGGUAAUCUUUUAGCAGUUAUAGGUGAAUCAGAAAUUGAAAUUAUUGAAAUACCAUUAAUUUUAAAUACUAAACAAAAAUCAAUUUAUAUUGAAGGUACUACUAAUAAAAGAAUUAAAUUAACAAAUGGUAAAAUUAAAAAAGUUUUAUGGCAAUCAAUUAUAGCUAAUGAUUCAAUGUUAGUUGUAUUAACUGAUCAAUCAGAAAUUUUAGGUUAUAAUAUUAGAAAAUCAACUAUAAUUCCAUUAAUUCAAAUAAAAAAUAAUCAAAAAAUAAAUUCAAUAACUUUUGGUUCAAAAAGUAAAAUAAGUGAAGGAUUAAAAUUAUAUGCAUCAACUGAUGAUUCAAUUUUAAGUUUUGAUUUUUAUACUAAUUCAACUUCAAUUGCAAUUUCUGAAAAUUCAUUAGAUGUUGCUAUAGCUGAUACUGAAAGUAUUAUUGAUUUAAUUAAACAAGAAUUUAAAAAUAAUACAUCAUUACUUCGACAAGCUGAAAAUCAACUUCAAUACUAUCAAGAUUUACAAAAAAAUGAAUUACUGAAAAAUUUUAGAGAAGUUAGAUCAAUUUAUUCAAAUGAUCCAUUGGAAUUGUUUAUAAUUGAACAUAAUAGAGAAACACCAAAUUAUGAACCUUUAAUUGUGGCAAAUAUUGGAGCUGAUGAUUUAAUUUCAUUUGGUGAUAAUGAACAGAUUUCUUUAAUUGCAACUAUAAAAAACAAUACAAUUUCAUAUUUUACAAAAAUUUUAGAUUUAAAUUUUAUAAAAAUUAAACAAACACCAAAUAAUUAUUUAAAACCUAAAAAAGGAUUUGGAUUUAUUGAUUCACAAAAUGAUAAUAAUUUGGAAUAUAAAUUUUAUAAAGAAAAUUUAAAUGGAUUGGAUUUUAUACAAUCUGAAACAAUACCAAUUGCAGGUAAAGGAUUUUUGAAAAAUUUACAUAAAAAAGAAGAUAAAUUUGUAGCAGUUAUUGAAUCAAAUUUAUUCACAGUAAAUUGUGAAUGGGUUGAAAAAUUAUUGAAUGAUUUUAAGAAUAAUAAUGAAGAUUGUUUAUCAACUAUUAAACCUAUAUAUAAUUUAAUAUCAUCUGGUGAUGAUUUACAAGGAUUUGCAUUUGUUUCUCAAUUUGAUCAAGAAGUUGCUAUUGUAGUAAGAGAUAAUUUGGAAAUAGUUACAAUUAAAAAUAGUAUUAAUGAAUAUGAAGAACCUGAAUCAAGCAACAAAACUUUAGCCAUUGAAGAUAAGCCGAGCCUACCAUCAUUGAAUUUAACUUCAGAUCAACCAUUUGAUGAAAUUGAAAAUAAUUUAAAAGCAUUGAAAAAAUCAAUAAUUAUUAAACCACCAGGAAAUUUAAAUCCUUCAAUAGAGAAUCUUAAUAAAUUUAAUGACAUCACCAAACAUACAAACAAGAACGUUACAAAUUUUUCAAUCUAUGCCAUAAAAUUACAAUCAAGAAUGAUAUCACAAUUAAAAUCAUUAAAUUUACAAGUAGAUACGUUAAAAACUUUAUCAACAAAUACCCAACCAUAUGAUGAAAAAUUAGAUUCUCGUAUUUCCAAAAUCCAACAAAGACAAUCUCGUUUAAAUUUAAAAUUACAAAACCUUCAAACCAAACUAAAUGAUGAAUUUUAUAAGAUCAAAGAUAUACCCAUAUCAAUAGAAGAGAAAAAAUAUUUUGAAGAAAUUAAUCAAUGUAAUAAAUUAACUUUUGAAUUAAUUGAAAAAUUAGAUUCAUACGAAGAUCAAGUUUUACAAUUAAAAACUGCAAAGAAACAACAAGCUACUGAUAAGAAUAAUAAGGAUAAUAAAGAUGGUAUUUUGGAAGAUUUACAAAUUAAUCAAAAAGUUAAAAAAUUAAAAAAUUGGUUGAAUUCUCAAGAUCAUGAAAUUCAUGAUUUAAUGGAUAAAGUCAAGAUUUAUUAA